GCCGCGAUGCUGGGAGGGGCUGCCGUGGGACCGCUUCAGGCAGAAGGCCUUGGCGGCCGCGCUGAUUACCUUCUGUGGGGCGCUCGGGUCGUUCCUGGCGGGCGGCAUCGGGUGCGCAAUGCUCGCACACAAGUACGCGUACCCGGGCUUUAUCGCGGGCGCGGCCGCGGGCGCCGUUGGGGGCGCGCUGGUUUUCGCCGCGACGGAGGCGGUGUUUGCGGUGCUGAGGGAAGAGUACGGUGAAGACGAUGAUUGGACGCUCGACGAACCUGCGGCUUGCUGCUGCCCUUGGUUCCUCUUUAACUUCGUGCGCAUGGCGUCGGCAUGCGCGCUCGGCGCAGCCCUCUUACCGAACCUCGGGCUGACGUCAGCCAAGGCGGCCGCGGCGGCCGCGACCGGCGCGGCGUUCCCGUUGAUCAUCGGGUUUUGGACCAGGGCGGUCGACUGA
Klebsormidium nitens is the source of this 448-nucleotide messenger RNA. Lineage: Eukaryota; Viridiplantae; Streptophyta; Klebsormidiophyceae; Klebsormidiales; Klebsormidiaceae. The record is from the annotation of a GenBank genome assembly.